GGUCGAGGACGGUGUUUACAUGCAAUGUAGUCGCGGUUUUAUCUCAGACAAUUAACACUGUGUGUUUAAAAUAGAUUCGUUUAGUAAAAAAUCGCACGAUAUGCGUGACAGUUUAGUCCCUGUUGUAAAACUUCACGCGGACGGAUACUGCUCUUCUGCGACUUUAGGUGGAGUGACGCGUCCUGCUCGAGGGAAGAGAGAGCACGAGAGAGAGAGAAGUUCAGAGUUACCUCACAGUGACUUCAUGGACGGGAAAAAAGGUUGCAAAAAUCUCAAUUUUUAUGGAUUUACCCGCUCGGACCGGUGACUGUGAGAACGAAUGAGGGUUUCGACGCGAUUUUAGAGUCAGUUUUUGUACGUUUCCGUGCCGACAAGUUGAAAAUUAGGUGUUUUUUUUUUCAUUUAUCGAGUUGAACGUAAGUCCUGAGGUAACUCGCCUCGCGCUCGCGACGCUUAUGAGGAUUUCUCUCAGAAAAAUAUGGGCCGAUUUCCCGGUGUCUCUUCGGGCAAAGUCAUUUUCUUCAUAGUUUCCUGGAUUCCUGUUUCAUAUGCUCUGCAGUGCGUGGAUCUCGUAAACCCGUGCGUGAACAAUGCGAGCUGUGUCACCUACCCCAACGGAACCGGAUACUGCAGGUGUCCUCCGGGUUACCUGGGUGAAUACUGCCACCAUAAGGACCUGUGCCAGCCGGAUUUCUGUUUGAAUGGAGGGACAUGUAAGAUGGCGAGCAGCGGCCUGCCCAGUAACCCUGUGUGUGAAUGUCCACUCGGGUUCUCCGGCUCGCGCUGUGAAAUGCAGAUAGAGUCAUCAUGUUACCCCAAGAACCCCUGUAGCAAUGGGGGCACCUGCUCCCUCCAGCCCUAUGACCAGUACACCUGCCAUUGCAUACCUGGAUGGACAGGUGCUCGCUGUGAACUGGUGGACAGCUGCGGCUCCUCUCCGUGUGCCAAAGGUGGAACCUGCACAUCUCUUCCUGAUGGAAAGUUCUCCUGCAAGUGUCAGCCCGGCUACGAAGGGUCUCGCUGCCAGAACGACGUGGACGAGUGUGCGCAGAAGCCAACUCUGUGCCAAAAUGGUGGGGUGUGCAAGAACAUCCUUGGCUCUUACCGUUGCAGCUGCCCCGCUGAGUUUACGGGGUCCAGAUGCGAAAAGAUGUACGUCCCCUGUUCUCCGUCACCCUGCAUGAAUGGUGGAACCUGCAGGCAGACGUCUGAGACCUCCUACUUCUGCCACUGUCUUCCAGGAUUUAAUGGAACGAACUGCGAGGUAAACAUCGAUGAUUGUCCGGAUCAUAAGUGUCAGAACGGAGGAACCUGCAUGGAUGGAGUGAACACCUACAACUGCCAGUGUCCACCUGAGUGGACCGGUCAGGAUUGCACGGACGACGUGGACGAGUGUCGCCUGCAACCCAACACCUGUCAGAACGGCGGCACUUGCAGCAACACGCCUGGCGGCUACACCUGUGUGUGUGUGAACGGCUGGAGCGGACCGGACUGCUCGGAGAACAUCGACGACUGUGCCGCCCACCCCUGCUCCAACGGCUCCACCUGCUUCGACCGAGUUGCGUCUUUCUUCUGCAGCUGCCCCUUCGGCAAGACCGGUCUGCUGUGUAGCAUCGAUGAUGCCUGCAUUAGUAACCCGUGCAGGGUGGGCUCUCAGUGCGACACCAAUCCUCUGAACGGCAAGUUCAACUGCAACUGUCCUUUCGGAUACAAAGGCACCACCUGCAACGAAGACGUCAACGAGUGCACCAUCGGGCCGAACCCAUGUGAGCAUGGCGGCACAUGCGAGAACACGGCUGGUUCGUUCACUUGUAAGUGCGCACGUGGGUACACAGGACCCCGGUGCGAGCAGGAUGUGAACGAGUGCAGCUCGAACCCCUGCCUAAACGACGCCACCUGUCUGGACCAGAUCGGUGAUUACACCUGCAUCUGUAUGCCAGGUUUCCAAGGAGUCCACUGUCAGGAUGAAGUGGACGAGUGCGCCAGUUCACCCUGCCUCAAUAACGGAAAGUGUCGGGAUCAGGUCAGCCGCUUUGUCUGUGACUGUCCUCAGGGCUUCACAGGAGAUAUGUGCCAGUUCGACACAGACGAAUGUGCGAGCACGCCAUGCCAAAACGGGGCCAAGUGCAUUGACCAGCCCAACGGCUAUGAGUGCGAGUGUGCAGAAGGUUUCACCGGUCCGCUGUGUUCGGAAAACAUCGAUGACUGUAACCCGAAGCGCUGUCACUACGGCACGUGUAAGGACGGCAUCGCUAUGUUCACGUGCGAGUGUGUCCCAGGGUACAUGGGUCAGAUCUGCAAUGAGCAGAUCAAUGAGUGCCAGAGCGACCCGUGCCAGAAUGGAGGGCGCUGCGUCGAUCGCGUCAACGAGUACCAGUGCCACUGCCUGCCAGGAACCUCUGGUGUGAACUGUGAGAUCAACCACAACGAUUGUUUAAGUAACCCAUGCCAGCACGGUGUGUGUAAAGAUGGAAUUAACAAGUACACGUGUGUGUGCAAGCCAGGAUACACAGGUGAGCGAUGCCACAUAGAGAUAGACGAGUGCAGCUCGAACCCGUGUCUCAGCGGAGGAACCUGUGUGGAUAAAGUGAACGGGUUUGAGUGUCAGUGUCCUGCAGGGACUCACGGCCUGCUCUGCCACUCCGGGGCGGAUCACUGUGCACCUCAACCGUGCCGCCAUGGAAAGUGCGAGGAGAAGCAGAAUGGGUACCACUGCGUGUGUUUUUCUGGAUAUGAGGGUCAGAACUGCGAUCAGGAGAAGAAUGAAUGCGAGUCCAACCCCUGUCUGCAUGGAGGAAGCUGUCAGGAUGGAGUGAACAGCUACACCUGCAAGUGCCAGCUUGGCUACACUGGUGUAAAUUGUGAGACAAACAUUAACGAGUGUCAGUCCAACCCCUGUGAGAACAGGGGCACCUGUGUGGAUGGAAUUAACAGCUACACUUGCUCCUGCCCUCAGUCUUACACAGGGAGACACUGUGAGCAUGAGUUAGUGCCGUGUGCGUCUCAGCCGUGUCAGAGAGGAGGUGUGUGUCAGCCCUCAGUGGAUUACACCACCUACACCUGCAAAUGUUCCAGUGGUUGGCAAGGAGCCCAUUGUACGGAGGACGUGGAUGAAUGCAAGAAGAACCCGUGUCUGAACGGUGCUCACUGUCUGAACAAUCAGGGAAGCUACGUGUGCAGCUGCCAGCCCGGGUACAGCGGCGUGAACUGCCAGACCAACAUCGACGACUGCAGCUCCAACCCCUGUAUCAACGGUGGCUCGUGCAUCGACAAAGUGGGCCGGUUCUCGUGCGAGUGCAGGCCGGGUUUCUAUGGCGAGCGAUGCGAGGAGGAGGUGAAUGAGUGCGAGAGCUCCCCCUGUAGGAACGGAGGAAAAUGCACAGAUUUUGUCAACAGCUACACGUGUCAGUGUAAGCCCGGCUUCACCGGCAUCAACUGCGAGCGCAACAUCCCCGAAUGCACAGAGACCUCGUGUCUGAAUAAUGGCACAUGUGUGGAUGGCAUAAACAGUUUCUCCUGCCGAUGUCGUCCCGGGUUCACUGGCUUAUUCUGCCAGUACGAGAUUAACGAGUGUGAAUCGCAGCCUUGCAAAAACGGCGGCACCUGCACCGACGGCCUGGGAACCUUCCAGUGCACCUGUCCUAUAGAGUACACCGGUCGACUCUGCCAGUCGAUGGCGAAUCUGUGCAGAAACAUCCAGUGUAAGAACGGCGGAGAGUGUGUGCAGCAGGGGUUGACGUGGAGCUGUCGGUGUCCUCAGGACUGGAGCGGACUCUACUGUGACAUCCCCAACAUUUCGUGCCAAAACGCCGCAAACAAGAAAGGUGGAGUAGUGGAGCAGCUGUGUCAGAAUGGUGGAGCGUGUAUAAACAAGGAUAAUACACACUUCUGCGCGUGUCAGCAGGGCUGGACGGGCAGCUACUGUGAGAUAAAUAUAGAUGAGUGUCUGUCCAGUCCCUGCAGGAACGGAGGGACGUGUGUGGACUAUCUAGGAGAAUAUGACUGCAAGUGUAAACCAGGGUAUCAGGGAGUGAACUGUGAGUACGAUAUCAAUGAGUGUCAAUCGAACCCAUGUCAUAACGGUGGAACCUGCAUCAACCUCGUGAACCACUUCUACUGCUCUUGCCCACCUGGAACCAAAGGUCAGCACUGCGAGGUGAACAUAGACGAGUGUUCCACCGAGUCCGGCCCGCCCUGUUUGAAUGGUGGUCGCUGCGUGGACGGUAUUGGUCACUACAAGUGUGUGUGUCCUCCUGGUUUUACUGGCGAGCGCUGUGAAGGUGACAUUAACGAGUGCCGUCCGUAUCCGUGCAACAAACUCGGCAGCCUUGACUGCGUCCAGCUAGCCAACGAUUAUCAGUGCCGCUGUCGCCUCGGUUACACCGGUCGCCUUUGUGAGUCGAUGGUAGAUCUUUGUCAGUCCAAACCCUGCCACAACGGAGGCAAAUGUUCCAUGAACACAAGCUCAGUCCAUGGAUACACCUGCACUUGUCUACCUGGCUAUACGGGCCCCAACUGCGGCGACCAUGAGGGCUACACCUGCGCCAACCUACGCUGUCAGAAUGGCGGACAUUGCCAGACGUCUCCCUCCGGCCAUCCGCAGUGCUUUUGCCUGUCCGGCUUCUCUGGCACGCUGUGCGAAAUGGAAAACCCGUCCUGUUCUUGCCAAAACGGAGGCAUGUGCAUAAAAGACCUGCACAAACCUUACUCCUUCUCUUGCCACUGCCCGUUUGGCUACAGUGGCGAGCACUGUCAGAACAAAGUCAGCUCCUCAUCCUGCCCUUACGUGGAGUGCCAGGAGCGUCGCGGCGACAAAGUCUGUGACCCGCAAUGUAGGAAUGUGGAGUGUGACUGGGACGGAGGAGACUGCACACUGCAGCGGCUCCGCCCGUGGGAGAACUGCACGGCCAACGUACCAUGCUGGAUGUACUUCCAUAACAACCGCUGCGACCCCGAGUGCAACAACCCCGGCUGCCUCUUCGACAGCUUCGAGUGCCAGACCAUCUCACCAUCCACACCCAGCACGUGCAAGUACAACGAUUACUGCCGUGACCACUACCAAAACGAACGCUGUAACGAGGGCUGUAACAACGAGGCGUGCGGCUGGGAUGGUCUGGACUGCGCUAUCGACAAGCCGGCUCAGCCUGCGGACGGCACGCUUGUCAUCGUGGUACUGCUGCACCCCAAAGAGCUGCUCGGGGAUAUGAAUGGCUUCCUGCGCUCACUUGGCAUGCUGCUCCACACUAACCUGCGCCUCAAACACAACGAUAAGAAGGAGCCCAUGAUCUUUCCGUAUUACGGCAACGAACAGGACAACUCGAACGCCGGCGCUGCGAAGCGACUCGGCAAGAGGGAGCUGAAGAGGGAGGUUAUCGGGUCCAAGGUGCAUCUGGAGAUCGAUAACCGUCAGUGCACCGAGACAUCCAACGAAUGUUUCUCCAGCACCGACCUGGCUGCCUCGUACAUCGCGGCCGAAUCCCUCAAAUCUCAGCUGAAUUAUCCCAUCAUCUCAGUGGACAGUUUACCAGAUACACCCACAGAUGUCCACCCUCUCCUCUACCCGGUCGCCGUGGCAGCGGCCAUCAUCCUGCUCAUCCUGAUUUUGGGUGUUUUGAUCGCCAAGCGUAAACGCAAACAUGGCGUCCUCUGGCUGCCGGAUGGCUUCCUGGCCAAGAAGGACAGCAAACGGAGAGAGCCCGUUGGCCAAGACGACUUCGGCAUGAAGAGCCUUCAGAAAUCACAGAUAGACGGCAGUGCUGGUCAUCACUGGCCAGAGGAGGAGCUCCGGCCCAAGAAGCCAAGGUUGGAAGAUAAGCCGUUGUUGGGAGUGGACACAGGAGUGGAUCGCCGUGAGUGGACUCUGCAGCACCAUAAAGCUGCCGAUAUCACCCUCACGCCACCUCAGGCUGAUAUCGACAUGGACUGUCUGGAUGUCAACGUGAAAGGACCUGAUGGCUUCACUCCUCUAAUGCUGGCAUCUCUGCGUGGUGGCAGCAGUCCCGAGUGCGUCAGCGUCUUAGCCGAAGAAGAGGAGGAGAGCGGAAUCGAUGAACCCGGGACGAACAUCAUCAGCGACCUGAUCGCUCAGGGUGCUACGCUCAACGCACAGACAGAGCGCACAGGUGAGACGGCUCUUCAUCUGGCCGCCCGUUACGCCCGUGCCGACGCCGCCAAGAGGCUGCUGGACGCCGGCGCCGACCCCAACGCUCAUGACAACAUGGGUCGCACACCGCUGCACGCCGCCAUCGCCGCCGAUGCUCAGGGCGUAUUCCAGAUCCUGAUCCGUAAUCGUGCCACGGAGCUGGACUCCAGGAUGAACGAUGGAACGACUCCUUUAAUCCUGGCAGCCAGGUUGGCUGUGGAGGGCAUGGUGGAGGAGCUGGUGCACUGCCACGCCGAUGUAAAUGCUGUGGACGAUCAUGGUAAAUCCGCUCUGCACUGGGCUGCUGCCGUGAACAAUGUGGAGGCCACGCUGGUGCUGCUGAAGAAUGGUGCCAAUCGUGACAUGCAGGACAACAAGGAGGAAACGCCAUUGUUCCUAGCUGCACGUGAAGGCAGCUUCGAGGCGGCUCAGGUCCUCCUGGAUCACUACUCCAACCGUGACAUCACCGAUCACCUGGACCGGUUGCCACGUGACACGGCUCAGGAACGCAUGCACCACGACAUUGUUCGCCUGCUCGACCAGUACAAUCUGGUGCACAGCCCACAUUCUGGAUCGAACCAUGUAGGAAACGGCGGGGGAGGACACCCCUCCGUGGUCUGCACCAGUAACGGAGUCGUCGGCAUGCGAGCGGGACAGCAAAACAAGAAGAACCGCCGUGGUGGAGGUGCCAAACUAGGCGGCCCUAAUGGUGCUGGGGGCGGAGUCAAAGAUCUUAAGGAGAUGAAAACAAAGCGGAGGAAGAAACCAGCCGGAGGAGAAGCGUCAGGAUUGGCUACAUCCAGUGGUAACAUGGCACCCGUGACUGCUAACUCUAACGGCACCAAAGGAGCAACAACAGCCGGCACGGGUGGUCUUUCCGAAAGCUCAGUCACAAUGUCACCAGUGGAUUCGCUAGAAUCGCCGCAUUCGUACACUACGGAUGCCUCAGGUGCUGCUAGCAUGGCCAAAUCACCGCCGCUGAUGACCAGUCCGUCAACACGCCCCCUCCUGCCCCCUGUCAGCCACAUGCUGGGUCAGCAACCGGGCUGGGUGGGCGUGACUAAGCAUAGCUAUGCAGCGCCCCAUGUUUUCAGUCACAUGCUCUCCCACCAGAUGGCGGUGGCGCACUCGGGCAUGGCGCAGCACCAUCACGGCUCGGGGAUCCUCGGGCCCGUGAAUGUUUCUGUGAGCCGCGAGCAGCUUCCAUCAAUCGUCACCUUCCAGAUGAACCAGGCACUUCUCAAACCAAACCAGCAGGGGGCUAUGCAGGUGAGUCAGUCCCAGACCCAGGGCCUUAACCACAUGCACUGUGGCCAGGAGAUGAUGUAUCCCAUGCAGGAGGCAGGGCUACAGCAUGGCAUCCCUCACCUGCAUGGCCUCGCCCAUAACAUCGCGGAGCCUCAGGUGAGGCAGGUGACGCCGUACCACCAGCAACUGCAGAGCCCUGUGGAUAAAUACCCGACUCCUCCCUCGCACCGCAGUUACGGUAGCGGUGCCGGGUCAGAGGUGGUGACGACUCCGGGUCAGGGCUCUGAGGUCACGACCCCGGGUCACGGAGCUCCUCCCUCUGGCGAGCACCCGUACCUGACGCCGUCUCCCGAGUCGCCCGAUCCCUGGUCCUCCUCGUCUUCGCCACACUCGCAUUCAGACUGGUCCGACGUAACCACAAGCCCACACGCCGCGCUGCACACGCACGCGCACCCUCACACACAUGCACACACUCAUGUUUCAGAGCAGGCUCCUCUGCUGCAGCCGCAGCCCUCGCAGCCGGCGCAGACGCCACUGCAGCAGCAAGCAUGCAGCAGUGUGUACGCGUAAUAACGCAGAGGAACUGCUUGUUGCUGUCUUAACCUGACUGUGGUGUUUAUAUGCAGUUUAACUCCAUAAAAUGGAGCUUUAUCAGCAUAAAUCUGUCUCUCUCUCUCUCUCUGUCAGUGCUCUGUCUUUUUUAUACACUAUGCAGAUAGUCACCUGUGGAGUUUAUAUGCAAUUAGUAACCCUCCUUUUAUUCAGUGACACAGAGAACGAAGCGUUCUCGUGACGCUCAAUCCGAUUCUGGACUGACAAAAACUUUAAAACUGUUUACACUUGCACUCACGUCAUGGCUCUUGGAUCUGGUUUGAAUUGUGGAAAGAUGAGAAGCAUUGUGCAGUCGAAUGCGUCUCCCGGUUAUUCAGGUUUCCACGUAAUCUGCACACCUGCUCGGACACUCUGGCGUUCUUCUUCUUCUUCUGGCUGCCUUAUUCUGAUAACAAAUAAUCUUAAUAAUCAAAAGAAAUCUUUUUGUCUUGUCUGAACUGGGAUCAAAUAUGAAUAUUUCAAACACAUUUCGGUGUAAACAAUCCAUACACACCACAUAUACGACAUGAGCCUUUAGAUGAACGAGGCGAGGGUAAAAAAAAAAAGGCACAUACGGAGGACUUGUGAUGAAUUACAUCGGAUAAUCGGAUGUUUCUCUGUGGACAAUCGCAACAAAGCAGAGACAAAUGAGCUGGACUUAAGUGUUUCAACAUGGUGGCCAUGUUUUUUUUUUGUUUUUUGUUUUUUUUAAUAUCUUGAAGGAAAUUGGAUCUUGAAUAAAGUGCAACCACUCUUUUAUUUUUUCUUUCUUUUUUUUUUUAUUUCAUUUGAAUUAUUGCUGUUUCCAAAGCUUAUAUAUCAUUAAGGAUGGACUUACUAACCAUUGUAAAUGUUUUUAUUUUUUAAUGUGUAAUGGGUCAUGGUUACAUUUGAGCUAAAACUGCCUUGUUGUAUUGUUUUUGUUGUCUUUUUUGUUGUUGUUGUUAUACACCAACGUGUACAGCCAGAGUCUGUCUCACAGUGACGCAACGCCUUCGUUUCAGUUACAGGAAUCUCUAUAAUUCUUAGUGUUUGAUUUCAAGGUGUCUUGAUGUCAGACAGGCUCUGAUCUGACCCGCCUCUGGUUUCUAAUGGAGAUGUUGCUUAGUUGUGAUAUUUUUUGCAUGACUUUGACGGCCUCGAGAUUGUGAUUCGCUGUCGGAAAACAAAUCUUUGUGCCUUUUGUUAGAAAUGAGCAUUGGGUAAUGAUGAUGAUAGGUUUCAACACACAUUUCAGAACUUCUUUAACUAACUGCGCUCCUUUCAGGAGAAAUCGACAAAUUUGAAUGUGCUGUAUAUUCAGAGAACUAUAUAUAUAUAUAUAUAUAUAUAUAUAUAUAUAUAUAUAUAUAUAUAUAUAUAUAUAUAUAUAUAUAUAUAUAUAUAUGUAUAUAUAUAUAUAUAUGUAUAUAUAUAUAAAGCAAGCGACAAAUCCUCGUGGUUGACUCCAGAGAAUCCCGGAUCAGCAUUCAGUUCCCAUCUUAAAGGUCUCAUGUUACUGCGGAUCUGCAGAACCUAAAAAAAUUUCUGAAAGCUUUCAAAAAAUGUAAGCUUGGGAUUUUUGUUGUGGUACAAGUAGUAAUCAACUUGUUAUUGCUAGACAGGCCACGCCCACAAACCAAACCAAGCCAGAGAUUUGCUAGUGACAAUCGCAUCCUGAUUUCACACCGCUGCUGCAUCCUCACGCCAAUCCGAGUGAAAGGACGUCAGCUUCAAAUCAAAAAAAUUAUUUUUAUAAGCAUUUGUUUAAGUUAAAAAAACAC
Messenger RNA from Hemibagrus wyckioides, 9744 nucleotides. It is a transcript of the gene notch2, whose product is annotated as notch receptor 2. Lineage: Eukaryota; Metazoa; Chordata; Actinopteri; Siluriformes; Bagridae. Gene Ontology annotation, biological process: multicellular organism development; heterophilic cell-cell adhesion; Notch signaling pathway. Gene Ontology annotation, molecular function: protein binding; calcium ion binding. Bases 479 to 7960 code for a protein of 2493 amino acids. The record is from RefSeq and is a predicted model, not a curated record. Gene Ontology annotation, cellular component: protein-containing complex; plasma membrane. The transcript has 34 exons.